Molecule: messenger RNA, 1611 nt
Organism: Fusarium fujikuroi IMI 58289
Lineage: Eukaryota; Fungi; Ascomycota; Sordariomycetes; Hypocreales; Nectriaceae
Exons: 1
Coding region: 1-1611 (536 amino acids)
Source: RefSeq, a predicted model, not a curated record
AUGCUUAUGCAGAGGAUACCCAAAUGCGCCCGCUCAAGAUGGUCAAAUUGCCGACCGCUUCUUAGUCAUCGAAUUCUUCAAUUCCCUCAUUAUGCCAUUCCAACGCGCGUCUUCGCGUGCAGAUCUAUUUAUACUCCCCCCAACUAUUCACGCGUACAAAUUAGCUCAGAGGAAGACACCAAGCGCCUCUACUGCCUAUUGCAAUCCUACAUUCAAGAUCCAUCCCGCGCAAAAGCCGUCAAAGAGGUCGUCAUCGACGCAACACCCUGGAUCUAUGCCUCUACGUCUAAGAUACCAGAUUACGAUGAACUGCCCACCUCGAUGGGAUAUGAAGAACUUGCCGAUCCCCCUGAGGUCAGACUACGACGAUAUGCUCGUCACCUAGGCUUGGGCGACGCAACGGCUGGCCAGGUCGAUAAGAUCCUAAGUUGGAAGUGUCGCGAGUAUGGAUUUAAACUUCAGAAAGAAAGCGAGUUUUCAAUUGCCAUGAUCAUUCUUCUCUUUUCGCUCUGCGAGAAUAUUUCCACGCUGUAUAUCGCUGAAUACCUCCAACAGCCUGUUCUGGAGUAUAUGCUCAAGGCGAAUUAUGCACAGAUGAAGAGUCCCCCGCUUCAGAAGCUGAAAAAUGUGCGUUUCUUCGCUGGCGCUCAGAUGGACGAGAGGUUUUACAGCACGUUUAAUAUUCUCGAGUUCAUGCAAUUGAUACAUCGUCUCCCAGCUCUUGAGUCAGUGGCCAUGGACGGCCUGUCGGAUUAUCAGGCGGACCGCACGUUCUUCGUUCCGGGGACAGGAAAUAUGAAGAGAUUGGAAAUCACCCAUUGCGAUAUUUCGUCUGGCAUACUCGACGUCAUGAUCUCGAUUCCUAAGGCGCUUGAGGAGUUCAAGCUGUCGAUUGGUGGUUUGAUGACUCUUGACGGGGCAGAUAAUUCUAGUGAACCGUUUUAUAUUGCGAGGGCACUCUCUACGCAUAGGCAAUCAUUGAAAGUGUUGGACAUUGACGUUGAUGUAGGCACUGGGGCAGACGCGCUGGGCUGGGAUUUUGACAGGAACUAUGAGGAGGAAGAAGGUGACGGAACAAGUUGGGAGAUACAGGACCAGCUUGAUCAAUAUGGACGUGAUAGGCUGUCUUUGGAUAAAGAGAUCAGUACUGGGCACAAGAUGGACAGUGGCAAUGAGUACUUAGUGACUAUCGGGUCAUUACACGACUUUCCUCACCUGACGCAUCUGAGCAUAGGCAUCAUGCCACUCCUCGGGGAAUACGAUGGGUGGCAACCACCCUUUCGAAUCAAGGAACCGCCCUACCGACUUGAGAAACCCGCGCCCUACCGACUGGUAGACAUGUUACCGCCUUCUCUAGAGUAUCUCUGCCUAUAUGGGUAUGCGCAGGGAGAAAAUCCAGAUGUUGACGAGCAUAUUGAUGAGCUUCUGGCUAGAAGGAAUGAAAAGUUGCCGAAUUUGAAGGUUAUUAAGGGUAUUGAUGAGCGUGUGCGGGAUAUAAAGGACAUUCUUCAUGAUAUGGCCGUGGAAGAGGUUGAUGAGGAUGAGCGUUAUGUGAGAGGGGAGGGGUUUGAGUCUGGAUGGAAGAAGGUGGAAGAGCCGAAGCAGAACUAA